Hordeum vulgare subsp. vulgare (domesticated barley) is the source of this 851-nucleotide messenger RNA. RefSeq lists its product as uncharacterized. The transcript has a single exon. Lineage: Eukaryota; Viridiplantae; Streptophyta; Magnoliopsida; Poales; Poaceae. The record is from RefSeq and is a predicted model, not a curated record. Bases 84 to 674 code for a protein of 196 amino acids.
GCCACCAUCCAUUAGUCCCUCCACAUCAAGUCCCAACGAACCCCAAAAAAUAUUCUCAGCACUUGCACCCAGGCAAAGAUUCCAUGGGAGCGAAGCUUUCCUGCUUUUCCAACCACCGAGGCGGCCUCUCGCAGCAGCCACGCCAACCGGCGCCUGUCAGGGUCAUUGCCGCGGACGGUUCGCUGAAGGAACUCCCGGCCAGCCCAGGCGUCACCGUCUCCGACGUCCUCGGCGGCAGCGCCGCGUCCUUCUUCGUGUGCAACUCCGACGCGCUCUACUUCGACCAGAGCCCUCCGGCGCUGGCAUCCGGCGAGGUACUCCGGCCGGGACAGAUAUACUUCGUGCUCCCGGCGGCGUUGCAACGGCGGCCGCUGUCGAGCGCCGAGAUGGUCUCGCUUGCGGUGCGCGCGAGCUCGGCGAUCGCGGACAAGAAGCCGCAGCAGAGGCGGGGGCGCUUCAGCGGCGGGAAGAAGAAGGUGCGCGUCAUGCCGGUGCACGAGGAGUUGGAGGACGGCGAGGACGUUCUGCUGAACGAGAAGCUUAACGAGCGGACGCUCGGGGAGUUCGCUGUGUCGCCGAAGAGCGAAGAAAAGAUCGCCGUCGUGGGAGCGCGGUCGCGGCUGAAGAUGAAGCUGAAGCGCGCUCUGAGUAUCAUUCAAGAGGUUGCUGAAUGAAGCGUACCUCAAAAAGUUGUAAAUACUACUACUACUAGUGUUUUUUUAUUUUAGUUUUUGGUUUUGUUUGAAGCCCAAAUAUUUAAUUGGUUUAGUAGAUUUAGGAUAACAAGAACAUGAAUUCUGCGAAACAGUAUGUGAAUACGUGUCGUUCCUAAAUACUUUUUCCGUCCGAAA